AUGCAGUUCGCAUCGGUGAAGGGGGAAGGGCUGGACGACGAGAUCCUGGAGGAGCUCCGGAGGCUGCAGGACGACGUGGAACCGUUCGAGCCGUGUGGCGAACAGCUGGAGAUCUUGGCGCGCAACGGCGUGCCGCACGGAGCCUCUCCCAUCGCAUGCGGCUCCGUCGCCGCCGUAUACAGGGGGACCGACGCGGUCGGGAGAGAUGUCGCCAUCAAGGUGAAGCGGCCGGGGGUGCGGCAGGCUUUCCUGGACGGCUUCCGCGACUGUUGCGUGGCCUUCGACGUGCUCAAGGGCCUCGGCGUGCCGGGGACGCAGAACAUGAGGGACGUCGUCACCGAGAUGAUGCCCGUCGUGAUCUCGGAGACCGACUUUCGAGGCGAGAUCCGCAACGUGGACCGAUUCAGGACCUCCCUGGCGGAUCUGGACUUCGUCAAGGUGCCCCGAGUGUACGACGGCGGGCCAGACUUCAUCGUGAUGGAGUACGUGCCUUCGGGCGCGCGCCCUCUCCCGGACGGAAAAUAUGAUGGACGACUGUCAGAGAUGGCACUCGCGGCCGUAGCGACAUCGAGGGCUGUGCUCGCGCCGAGGGAGCUCGGCAACAGGGCGAGGCGCAUAGCAGAGACGACGGUCUUCGGCGUCGAGCUCCUCGCGCGCAUAAAGUGGCAGACGGACCGGCAGCAGCUCGGGGGGUGGAUGCGUACGCAGGCUCAGGAGAAGGGGCCGCUCUUCGUCAAGAUCAUGCAGUUCGCAUCGGUGAAGGGGGAAGGGCUGGACGACGAGAUCCUGGAGGAGCUCCGGAGGCUGCAGGACGACGUGGAACCGUUCGAGCCGUGUGGCGAGCAGCUGGAGAUCUUGGCGAGCAACGGCGUGCCGCACGGAGCCUCUCCCAUCGCAUGCGGCUCCGUCGCCGCCGUCUACAGGGGGACCGACGCGGUGGGGAGAGAUGUCGCCAUCAAGGUGAAGCGGCCGGGGGUGCGGCAGGCUUUCCUGGACGGCUUCCGCGACUGUUGCGUGGCCUUCGACGUGCUCAAGGGCCUCGGCGUGCCGGGGACGCAGAACAUGAGGGACGUCGUCACCGAGAUGAUGCCCGUCGUGAUCUCGGAGACGGACUUUCGGGGCGAGAUCCGCAACGUGGACCGAUUCAGGACGACCCUGGCGGAUCUGGACUUCGUCAAGGUGCCCCGAGUGUACGACGGCGGGCCAGACUUCAUCGUGAUGGAGUACGUGCCUUCGGUGAAGCUCGACGAUCUGCGAGCCGUGUCGGAGAUAGCCCGGCCAGGCACGGUCGCGGUCCGACUCGCCGCCGCCUUCGCCUUCCAACUCUUCCGCAACGGACUCUUCCACGGGGACCUGCACCCGGGCAACGUGGGGUUGACGGACGACGGUCGUCUGGUCUUCUACGACCUCGGCUCCUGCGUGUGCCUCGACGCGCGCCCGCAGGCGUACUUCAAGACCUUCGUGGAGGCGAUGGUCCAGAACGACCAGAACAAACUGCUCGACUGCCUGACCGGCCUGGGCGUGGUGGACGUGUCGGGCAGCACGCCCGUCGAGGCCGCGCUGAUCAAGAAGGAGCUACGAGCCGUGAUCACUCUCAUGCGGACCGGGGGCACGCACAAGCAGAUCCGCGACAUAUUCGAGACCAACGAAACCUUCACGAGCAACUACAAGCGCAUAUUCCGACCGAGGGUCGAGGUCAUGUAUCUCAUCCGGUCGGGAGGGAUGGUGGAUGCCCUCUGCAAGACGCU
Molecule: messenger RNA, 1748 nt
Organism: Klebsormidium nitens
Lineage: Eukaryota; Viridiplantae; Streptophyta; Klebsormidiophyceae; Klebsormidiales; Klebsormidiaceae
Source: the annotation of a GenBank genome assembly